Molecule: messenger RNA, 480 nt
Organism: Monoraphidium neglectum
Lineage: Eukaryota; Viridiplantae; Chlorophyta; Chlorophyceae; Sphaeropleales; Selenastraceae
Exons: 3
Coding region: 1-480 (159 amino acids)
Source: RefSeq, a predicted model, not a curated record
AUGGCGACUUCCACCCCGAUGACGGCCGCUGCCGCCACCCCCAUGACAACCGGUGGCGCCGCGCCGAUGAUGGCUGCUGGCACCGCCCCUAUGACGGCCGCCGUCACCACGCCCCCCAUGAUGGCUGCUGCGACCCCUGCGGCCAAGCCCGUCACCAUCACCAGCGCGCUGGCGGGUGCCCCGCCCGCCCAGUUCAGCACCCUGCUGGCGGCCGUCAAGGCGGCUGGCCUGGCCGACGCCCUGAACAAGCCCGACCUCGCCUACACCAUCUUUGCCCCCACCAACGAUGCGUUCACCAAGCUGAUCACUGCCCUCAAGACCACCCCCGAGAAGCUGCUGGCUGACAAGGCCCUGCUGACCAAGGUGCUCUCGUACCACGUCGUUCCCAUUGGUGUGGCCAAGUCCACCUCCCUCAAGAACAAUCAGAAGCUGGCCACCCUCCUCAAGGGCCAAGACCUGACAGUCGACCUCUCCAAGUGA